Eucalyptus grandis is the source of this 2616-nucleotide messenger RNA. Its product is annotated as L-type lectin-domain containing receptor kinase IV.1. Gene Ontology annotation, biological process: protein phosphorylation. Gene Ontology annotation, molecular function: protein kinase activity; carbohydrate binding; ATP binding. NCBI's taxonomy places the organism in Eukaryota, Viridiplantae, Streptophyta, Magnoliopsida, Myrtales, Myrtaceae. The record is from RefSeq and is a predicted model, not a curated record. Gene Ontology annotation, cellular component: plasma membrane.
AUGCAUAGUGUGCUUCUUGUCUCACCUGAACCGGUUCUAGAGGAAUAUGCCGACGAGAGAUGGAAGUGGUUUAAGGGUUGCUUAGGAGCAUUAGAUGGCACAUAUAUAAGGGUACCUGUUCCAGAGGUUGAUAAACCAAGGUACCGAAAUAGAAAGGGUGAGAUUACAUCCAAUGUAUUAGGAGUUUGCUCACGUGAUAUGAGAUUCGUUUAUGUUUUACCUGGAUGGGAAGGCUCAGCAGCAAAUUCUAGAGUGCUUCGAGAUGCUAUAGUUAAACCCAAUGGUUUAAAGAUCCCCGUUGGUAAUUAUUAUCUUGUAGAUGCUGGAUACACAAAUGGGGAGGGCUUUCUUGCUCCUUAUAGAGGUUCUUUAGCUAGUGACAAAGAAGACGAGAGUGCUAUUGGCAGGGAGCUUUUGAUUCUUGUUCUGGUUUCUCUGCUAGCCGUUUCGGCUAACGCUCAAGUGACCAGUUUCGUGUACCCCGGUUUCACAAUGGGAGAGAUGAGCCUCGAUGGGAUGGCCUGGGUCACCCCCGAUGGCCUCCUGACUAUGGGCUACGACGUAUUAACGGAAGUGGGCCACGCCUUCCAUCCCGAGCCAGUCCAGUUCAAGAACUCGCCGAACGGCUCCGUCUUCUCCUUCUCCACCACGUUCAUCUUUGCGAUCCGACCUCAUAUUAAGACUCUGAGCGGCCCCGGGAUCGUUUUCACGGUCGCGCCCCAGAUAGGCUUCCCCGGGUCCCUGCCUAGCCAAUACCUUGGCAUUUUCAACGAAACUGACUACGGCAACGCCACCAAUCAUGUGUUCGGGGUGGAAUUUGACACGACCCAGAGCAGCGAGUUUAAUGACAUCAACGACAAUCAUAUCGGAAUCGACUUGAACCGGUUGACAUCAGCAAACUCAACUCCGGCAGGGUAUUAUGCAGAUGGUGGUGAGUUCAAGAACUUGACUCUAAUCAGUGGUGAAGAAAUGCAAGUUUGGGUGGACUAUAAUGGAACUGAAAAGCGGGUCGAUGUCACAUUGGCUCCGAUCAAAGUGCAAAAGCCAAACACUCCCCUUCUGUCUCUUACAUGGAAUCUCGCGUCAGUUAUCAACGAGAACAUGUAUGUUGGCUUCUCGUCAUCGACCGGACAUUCAGUCCAAACUUCUUACUAUGUUCUGGGUUGGAGCUUCGGGGUAAAUGCAAAGGCUCAGGAACUUGCCCUGUCCCAACUUCCUAAGCUUCCUCAGGUCGGUAAAAAGGAUACGUUGAAGGUACUGACUAUUGGGCUACCAUGGGUGGUUCUUUUCCUCAUAUCAAUCCUGAUCUCGAGCGUGGUUUACGUGAUGAGAAGGAAACGGAAAUUUGCCGAGGUGCUCGAAAAUUGGGAGAGGGACUACGGCCCGCACCGGUUCAAGUACAAAGACCUUUCUAUUGCGACAAAAGGAUUUCGGGAGCAAGAGCUAUUAGGGACUGGUGGGUUCGGUCGGGUCUAUAGAGGAAUCUUACCCACAUCAAACAUAGAGGUCGCAGUGAAGAGGGUCUCACAUGAAUCGAGACAGGGUACGAGAGAAUUCGUAGCGGAGAUCAUCAGCAUCGGUCGGCUACGUCAUCGCAACAUAGUGUUGCUCCUUGGUUACUGCCGUCGGAAAGGGGAGUUGCUCUUGGUUUACGAAUUCAUGCCCAACGGGAGCCUCGACAGGUACCUUUAUAACCAACCAACGGUCACCCUAAAUUGGAGGCAAAGAUUUAGGGUGAUCAAAGGAGUGGCAUCUGGACUGCUUUAUCUGCACGAAGGCUGGGAGCAAGUAGUGAUCCACAGGGAUAUAAAGGCGAGUAACGUCUUGCUAGAUGCUGACCUAAAUGGAAGACUUGGAGAUUUUGGGCUUGCGAGACUAUACGACCACGGAGCUGACCCUCAAACGACUCACGUUGCAGGAACGCUUGGUUAUCUCGCCCCCGAACACACGCGAACUGGCAAAGCCACUAGGAGCACAGACGUGUUUGCAUUCGGAGUGUUUUUGCUUGAGGUCGCCUGCGGGAGAAGGCCGAUCCAGAAUCGAGAUGCGGAGGACACGAUAUUGGUGGACUGGGUAUUUUCUUGCUGGGACAGAGGUGCCAUUCUCGAGGCCAGAGAUCCGAAGUUGGGGGCGGAGUGUGGAAGAAGAAAUGGAGUUGGUUCUGAAACUCGGGAAAUGGAGUUGGUUCUGAAACUCGGGUUGAUGUGUUCCCACGCCGAGCCACUGAUGAGGCCUAGCAUCCGUCAAGUUUUGCAUUACUUGGAGGGCGAUAUUCCAACGCCGGAGUUGUCGUCCAUCGGCGGCAGGUUAACAGUCGGUCAUCACGGAGGUUUUGAUGAUUUGGCUAGGUAUCCAUCCUCCAUGGAAAAUACAUUUCAGCAAUCAAAUUCUGUCCCAAAGCAAGAGAAAGAGGAAGGAUCUGGAAAUGGUCGUGACGGGAUUAUGGUGGUCACGGACGUGGCCAUGGCGGUUGACAGUGCUGGUGCUGACCGUGCUUCCCCCCGGCGCGGCCCCGCAGUUCUUCGCAUUCUGCCUAUCUUCUGCAAUACUGAGGCAUCAUCGUCGGAAAGGCCGGUGAACGGAGAUGGUUGCCUUGUGGAGGUUGAAGAUGGAUGA